Molecule: messenger RNA, 957 nt
Organism: Lolium rigidum
Lineage: Eukaryota; Viridiplantae; Streptophyta; Magnoliopsida; Poales; Poaceae
Product: probable magnesium transporter NIPA1
Exons: 8
Coding region: 1-957 (318 amino acids)
Biological process (GO): magnesium ion transport
Cellular component (GO): membrane
Molecular function (GO): magnesium ion transmembrane transporter activity
Source: RefSeq, a predicted model, not a curated record
AUGGUGAUGUCUCUAGACAAUUUGAGGGGCUUCGCAUUAGCCACAUCAUCAAGUGCUUUUAUUGGAUCAAGCUUUGUGAUCAAGAAGAUUGGGCUGAAGAAAGCUGGGGAUGCUGGGGUAAGAGCAGGUUCUGGAGGCUACUCAUACUUGUAUGAACCAUUAUGGUGGAUAGGAAUGGUAACUAUGAUUCUGGGCGAGGUGGCAAACUUCGCAGCAUAUGCAUUUGCUCCUGCAAUACUAGUUACUCCUCUCGGAGCAUUGAGCAUCAUUUUUAGCGCAGUGCUUGCACAUUUCAUUUUGAAUGAGAGGUUGCAUAUGUUUGGUGUGGUUGGUUGUGCAUUGUGUGUUGUUGGCUCAGUUGAUAUAGUUUUGCAUGCCCCCAAGGAAAAAAAGAUCGAUUCAGUUAGCGAAAUAUGGCAGCUCGCAACUGAACCAGGUUUCAUAGUGUAUUCUUGCUUGGCUGUAGCACUUGCACUUGUUUUAAUGUUCUGGGUUGUUCAUCAUACUGAGCAAAGGAAAAUGCUCGCAUAUAUUGCAAUAUGUUCACUAUUCGGGUCUCUGACGGUUAUCAGUGUAAAAGCAGUGGCUAUUGCCUUAAAGCUCUCAUUUAAUGGAGUUAACCAAUUCGUCUAUGUCCAGACGUGGUUCUUUAUUGCUGUUGUAAUUAUAUGCUGUUUAGUUCAGCUGAAUUAUUUGAACAAGGCCUUGGAUUCAUUCAAUACAGCUGUGGUUGCCCCUGUAUAUUAUGUGAUGUUCACCAUUCUUACUAUUUUCGCGAACAUGAUCAUGUACAAGGACUGGGACUCUCAGAAUGCAACACAGAUAGCAAGCGAGGUAUGUGGGUUUGUGACAAUUGUUGCUGGAACAUUCCUUUUGCACAAGACCAGAGAUAUGGGGAACACACAACCUAACCCAGAUUCUCUGAGAGCGGAUUGUGAACUCCAGAAUCAUAGCUAG